Messenger RNA from Pocillopora meandrina, 2184 nucleotides. The record is from the annotation of a GenBank genome assembly. NCBI's taxonomy places the organism in Eukaryota, Metazoa, Cnidaria, Anthozoa, Scleractinia, Pocilloporidae.
AUGACCACUGGAAAAAGAGACCGUAGAGAAAUGUUUUACAUAUGCUCUUCAACGCUAUCGGUCAUUGCAAUUGUGUUGGGUUUCGCUCUGUUCGCGAGAAUAGAAACUGUCUCCCAGGAUUUGAGGACAAUUGACACAAAAUUCUCGCUGCAAAUUCAGCAAAUCCGAGACAUUCUCAAGGAAAGUGCAGCCCCUUCCCGCGUGAGCGAAAACUUUGCCAAAUCAAAUGGUAGGGUGACUGAGAACUUACGCUGAAUUUUUCUAGUUUUUAGCCUAAAUUUUCUUUAUUAUGUAUAUGUUCUUUUCUAUAAUUAUAGUAUGAGGAAUCUGUGUUUUUUGUCUGAACAUUGGAUAGAAGAACAGUAAGGUUACAGGCACAAGAAUUCUAUCACGCAUUUAAUUCAUGGGCGACUAAUUUAAUUUAAUUUUUUUUAUCUACAGAGACAAAAAUUAGGCUUGUAGCUAUACUCGCUAUAUGUAUAGGUAAUAAAAUGAUUUCGAGUGAAAUUUGGCGUUAAAUUAGCACGAGGAUACUUUUAAAAACAACAAAAUUGCCCUAGCCCGUAGAGCAUCUGAAAGCGUGCGCGCGCUAUCUCUAAUUUGCACUCGUGUUACAACUUUGCAUUCGUGUUACAUGAGAAUUGUCAUUUACAUUUUUGAUAACGAAACAAGUAACGAAUAGCAAAGCCAAGCCGACUGAAAAAUUGUAUUAGAAUGCUGACAAGAUUUAUAUUACGUACAUUAAUACGCUAGAUUCGUUAAAGGGCACAACGUCAACCAUCCAAGGUUCUUUAGCCCAUAAUCAUCUGAGCUCGAGUACACACGCUUUAAAAUGUAUUUAGAUUUUUUUAAUUCGCCUGAUCCGGAUUAUGUCGUCUGCUCCAAUGAUUGAAUGCGGAAAUUCUCACAAUUCUUACAAAAUUAUCAAAGAAUAUGUCAAUAUUUAUUGCAGCCAAAAUAUAUUGGAAACGUUAGUCAAUGGUUUUACUUUGUUUACUUUAGCCAUCCGAUACAAAAUUCCAGUUGUUCGUCGCAGCGUGGAUACAGUCAACGGCAAUGAAUCGAUUAGCCUCUCUGACCUUGGAGCGGCUAUCAAGAGAUACGUGCGAUCGACUAUGAAAGGAUAUGUCUGUCAGAGUCCAGACAGGGUUUGUGUGGCAGGGUCCCCCGGACCAAUAGGAGCUCGUGGUCUUCCAGGAAAGAGAGGGCCUAAAGGAAUUAGAGGAAAAAAGGGAACGCGAGGAGUUGUGGGACCUCCAGGAGGACCGGGAAAGCAAGGCAUCAAGGGAGAUAUUGGCCCUCAAGGAAUCAAGGGAGAAAAAGGUAAACAGUAAGAUAACGAUGACAAUCCGAACAAUGAUAAUGACAAAAGUAAAAGUUAUUGAAAAAAAAAAAAAAGAGAGAAAAAAGAAAAGAAAAAAAAUUUGUGGUCAAAAACUAUCACAGUAAUAAAUCGCGAUGAUAGAUUUUUUCGGAUGUGCUUUUGUUUGAUUUUAACAACUCAUUCAUUUUUAUCCGUGUAUAUUUCUUUUCAUCGCAUCAUUUGCAACAUUGCUUAAUGUUUAGCCUUUGUAUAUCGAGGUAUGAAAACAAGGGGGAAAUGUGGAGAGCACUAGAGAAGUAUCAGAGUUUUUUUUUUUUUCACAGUCGUAUAGUAAAAAAGCCGUUUUUUAUACGUUGCACCUAUAAUCUUUCCUAUGUCUCUAUCUAAAGGAGCGAUCUUUAAUGAAUAAUAUUUCAUUAUGCCUUUUAACUGGCAACUCUCCUUUCCUCAGGAAACCCAUGAUCUUUUACAUGUCUCUACCUAAAGUAGCUAUAUUUGAUGAUUACCAUUUAAUUAUUUCCUUAAACUGGCAACUCGCCUUUUCUUAGGGAACCCAGGGACACCUGGACAACCAGGAGCUAAAGGUGAACCAGGCGAGUCCUUAUCUGCACCAAAGGUGACUGUAUCACCGACUUCAGACACUGUUACUGAAAACCAAACUGCCACGUUUUUAUUGCUCGGCUGAUGGGAAUCCAACGCCUACAGUCACCUGGAGUAGAACAGGUGAUACGGAACCAAUUUCAAGCCCACAUAAUAAGUUGGAAAUCAGAAAAGCUACGUAUAAUGACUCGGGAGAUUACGUUUGCACGGCCAAGAGCAUAUUGGGUGAGGUGCAUAGGCAGGUGAAGCUCUUUGUCGAA